AUGGAGUACUACUUGGAUCCCCACACCUUGUUCAACACGGUCGAAACAACUUUCCAGCACUCAAUUUUCCCCCAAUUCAAGAUCAAAUUCCACUUCUUCUUCCAAAUCCAAUACCUAAACCACUACGUAAACCACAACAUCACCCGCCCCCGCUUCAUCCAGGAGUUCCCCUCCGCCGAAGCCUACGCCUCCGCCGCCGUGGUCGUGGCCGCGGGAGGCUCCCUCUCGCCCGACCACGUAGCGACGGAGGUCUCUCGCGCCGUGUCCGGCCUCAUCCCGGCCGCGAACCGCGACCGCGUGGACGACUUGAUCGACCUCACCAUCGCGGAGGUGCGAGACUGUUUUCCAGGAACCCUGCCCAAGUUCUCGACCCUUCACGUGAGCUUCAACGUGUGCGUCGAACACCGCCACGUGUACGUGGUGGAUGGCGAGCGGCCGUUCACGAUUCCGGAUGCGGAGGCCGCCAAGGCGAUUGCGGAUUGGGAGAAGGAAGCGUUGGCGUUUUUGGAGGAGCGGUGUUGCUGCAUCUGCUUGCAGGAGCUGAGAAGCCGCAGAGUGGAGAGGCUGCCGUGUUUGCAUUUGUUUCACGGCGAGUGCAUCCAGGAAUGGUUGAGGAAAAGCCUUACUUGCCCGCUUUGCCGAUGUGUGUUUAUUCAAAUUCAAGAUUCCACCAUUUUAUGUUAG
Salvia hispanica is the source of this 684-nucleotide messenger RNA. NCBI's taxonomy places the organism in Eukaryota, Viridiplantae, Streptophyta, Magnoliopsida, Lamiales, Lamiaceae. The record is from RefSeq and is a predicted model, not a curated record.